CAAGCAGGCUCCCUUAUCCAAGGCAAGCGGGGGCUCACAUGCGCGCCGGCACGCUGACAGACGGACAGACCUGAAGGCUGACUUCCAGCACACUCACAGCUCCUCUGAACUUGCUGCCGAUCCUCUGACAGAAGAAAAGAAGAGACUCUCUCAGACCUCCUUGGGGAAGCGCAGAUAAAGACGUGCCUUCAGUCUUAGAAAGGGAGCUGUCACACACUGAUAUACAAACACACACAUUCCUAGAAACUGAAGCACACGCACAGAAGCAAACAGUCUCUCUCUCUCUCUCUCUCCCUCUCUCUCUCUCUCCUGCUCGCUCAGCUGCUCUCUCCCCCUCCCAUCCACACACACACUCACACACACACACUCACUCACACACACACACACUGCUACAGUAUAUCAGCGAGUGACUAGCGGAGAGCCAGAGGGGAGUGCAGAAAUGAAUGUGAAGAUCCUGACGCUGGUGAUUGUGCUCUUGGUGUCUCUGCUGUGUUCUGCCGGUGCUGGUCCCAUGGCCUCCACGGAGCAUGGCAGAGGGCUGGAAGAGGCAGCUACAGUGAGAAAAAUGGCCCAGCAAAACCCAGUGAGAGGCGGUCAGCAGACCCACAGGCCAGGCAAGAGAAGACGCCCACGGCCCCGUCUUUCCCACAAGGGGCCCAUGCCGUUCUAGAGCAAGGCACUGCUUUGAGCGCCCUCCCCCAGGUUCUGAUUUCUAUGCUCUUCCUUUGCCUUGGGGGGCCUUGCAAUGAAGGGCCUACGCUUGCCCAGCCUGAAGAGUGAUGUCCAUAGCACCUGCUGGUUCUCCAAGCAACUCUGUCCACACAAAAAAAUCAGGACAAGCCACUCACCCUCAGCUCCAGGAGGAAUGGGGGGAGGGGGGCAUUGAAAAUGGGGUGGGAGGUAUUGAGCCUGAGCUACCAGACUCUAUUUCUCUGUCUCUUGAUCUUACUCCCUCCUUACUGAUAUAUCUCUGUCCUUUUGUUCAAUUUGCUUAAUAGAGGCCAAUCCUAGCAAUCUUUCUGAGUGUCUCGCACUCUUUGCAUGACAUGUGGUGGAGAGGGAGCCCCGUCAAAAGAGUCUUAAAGCUUCUGUCACUUCUCCAAGGACGUGGUUUUCGCAUGUCUCAGAUCCAAAGUCCCAUCAGUCGCUGAUUUCAUUGUGUAGCUUCUGAAACGAGCAGAUGAGGGGGCUGAUCGUGCGGAGGAAAUAACCUAAUUUCUGUUGUGAUACUCUGGAUGUCUGCUGCAAAAAAAAAAAAAAAAAAAAAAAAAAAAAAGGAGCUGAAGGUUUAGUGUUAGGGAGUUAUGAUCAUCACUUAUGAUUAUUAAUGGUGCUUUGUAUCUUUUAAUGUCAGUUUGUCCACAUGCAAAAGUAAACUAAAACAAGAGCACAUACCAUUAAAACAAUUGAGCAUUCCCUCGUUUAGGAGAGUCUUCAUUCCAAAGCUGUUUAGGUGUUUCUGAGUUCAUUAACACCUUGGGGGGGGGGGGGAUGGGGUGGGGACUUUCAGGCUUGCUCAAGGUUACUGUAACUUGUCCCACCUUGAAGGAGUCCUCUUACCCCUCUAAAACCCCUUCCCCGUACCGGAUCCCAAGCCUUCUCGCCCCCCACACCGCUGCCCCCACGCAGCUGCUCUUCACGACUGUUAACUGGCGGCGGCGGUUUGCUCUAAUCGGCAGACCCGCCUCGCCUCUUAAGGAAGUGCCAAAUAACAACCUUCUCCACAAUGCUGCCAGGAACGGAGGAACGAAAAAGUCCGAGAGAGACGAGAAACGCAUUACCUCUUGUUUGAAGUCUCGAUACACUGACACAUGUAUGUUUUUUUUUUUUUUUUUUUGUUCUUGUUGUUGUUAGAUUUACGAAAACAGAUAUCCCACUUCAGACAGUGCUGUCGAGAAAAAAAAAAUGCCGUUUCACAACAAACAUCAGCUCCGUUUGUUAAUUAGCCACCGCGAUCAGCCUACCACUAGUGCUCCGGCUGCUUUAAUAUUCAGCAAACGGCGGGUUUGACCCUUUGAACGAUGUCGUACAUUGAGAUUUAAAAAAAAAGACAAAAACAAAAGCUAUGCUUUUCCACCUUACUGGCAUAUAUUUCUGUUUAUUUCUGUGUUAUAGUUUUAUUUCCUUAUUUCUCAGGGUGCUGUGAUAGAGGCUUGUACUAAAGCAGGCUGUUUUGUGCAUUUACUCAACACAAACAUACAAACUCAUAUGAGCAUAUUUUCAUAUACUGUAUCUUUACUCUCCCUGUAUAUAUACUCUAAUUUAAUCAUUAUGUUAUUGGAGAGUUAUUCACUUCUUUUCAUAAUCUCCCUGCAAUAUGUUGGGUGCAGUUGCCUUUCUAAUCAGCCCUUCCACAGCACAGGUGGUUGUGGCUUUGAUCGUCAUCCUCAUUAAAUCCUAAGGUUAAUCUUUCUUAGAUGGAUCUCCACAUUAAGUCAGAGCUCAUUGUUAAAUUGGCUCAGACUGAAAGCACACCCCCCCCCCCCCCCCUACCCUCCCUCUUUUUGAUUUCAGUCCCCCAUGCAGAUUCAGGCUGUAACCAUAUCGCAUAUUGGAAUCUUGACCUCCUUGCAUCUUCUUGGUGCGUUUCUGACAUGCCGAAAUCUCGCUUCAUUGGUCGUCUGCAUUAACCUACAGUGGGUGUAAAAAAUGUCCACACCACUGUUGCACUGCCUUGUUU
Fundulus heteroclitus (mummichog) is the source of this 2680-nucleotide messenger RNA. It is a transcript of the gene apln, whose product is annotated as apelin. The coding region runs from base 440 to 670 and encodes 76 amino acids. Gene Ontology annotation, molecular function: apelin receptor binding; hormone activity. Gene Ontology annotation, biological process: signal transduction. The transcript has 3 exons. Lineage: Eukaryota; Metazoa; Chordata; Actinopteri; Cyprinodontiformes; Fundulidae. The record is from RefSeq and is a predicted model, not a curated record.